AGCAGACUUUGGCUAUUUCUUACACUCCUUCAUCCACGUUGUUUUCUGCGAGUCUGAAUACUAUAGCAGCGUGCGCUUUUACAUGCGACCAUCGAUACACGAAAUUAUUUUCAAUUGAGCGACGCAGGAAGCAACCAUGACAGACUACAACAAGCAGACGGUCGCGCAGCUUCGGCAGCUGCUCAAGGAGCGAGGGAUACCAAGUACGGGAUUGCAGAGGAAGGCUCAAAUCGUUGAGAAGCUGGAAGAAGCGGACCAAGCUAGCGCAGAGGCCCAAAAGGCGCCAGAAACUAUCAGCGACAGCAUCGACGCGCCAGACUCCGUGGAGAAAGUAGAGCAAGAAGCGGGUGGACAAGAGGAAGCGAAGGAGCCAGAUGUUCCUGCACCCGCGCUCGCAGAAGCUGGCGAGCCAGAACCGCUCCCAGUUCCUGUCCCGGAGACCGUCUCACAUAUUGAAAGCGACCUAUCCCCACCUGAACAGAUCAUGGCAACCGAACAGCCGACAGAAAACACCACAGCGAAGGAGGAGGCAGGCGCGCUGCAACCCGUCGCAACAUUUAAUGCGCCACCUCUGGAUCCUGAGCAUGUGGUGGGACCAGUCAUGACUGAGUCUACGGACGAGGAAGCUGUCGGUGACAAGAAGGAAGAAACUGCCGGUGGUGGACUACCAGAGGUCCUAGCCCCGGCUGCUGAAGCUCUGCGCUUUGCGCAACAAGUGCCUGCGCAGUCCCAAGAAGAUAUAGACCCUGCAAGCAAAGACAUCACACCAUCGCCGGCGCUGAAUGAGAAGCCCUCAGUAGAGAAGCCGGAGCUACUUCCCAUACCCGAGCGAUCGACUGCCGAGACAUCGAGACUCAACACGGAGGAGUUGGAAGCUGACUCUAAGAAGCGAAAGAGGAGGAGUGUCACACCAGAACUGCCGUCCCAGGAUAUCAGAGCGAAGAAGCACAGGCCGAGUCAGGGAGCUGCACCCGAGGUCGUGCUCAAAGAAGACGAUGAUGUCGUUAUGGAGCAGAGGCAACCCGUUGAGUAUGCCGCAAUGAAAACAGAAGUGAAGGCUGAAGAAUCCAAUGGUGGUUAUGACGCGGAAGCCGAUACGGAAUCGCUAGCAGUGGAGUCCGACAUGAAGCGCGAAAAGAAAGAAAACGUCUCUCGAUACAAAAGUCUUGUCAAACCCACCUCGGGCGAGACACCCAUGGAGGCUAUAACGGACGAUCGGCCAACCGUGCCUGCCCUGCAUCCAGUCACAUCUGCUUUGUACAUUCGCAACUUCAUGCGUCCUCUGCGUCCCGAGCCACUUCGUGCCCAUCUCGUAUCUCUUGCGUCACCACCCUCCAGCUCACCCGACUCGGCCAUUGUCAAGUCGCUAUUUCUCGACGCGAUGAAGACCCACGCCCUAGUUUCUUUCACCACCACGACCGCAGCAUCUAGGGUACGAGCAUCAUUACAUGGCUCGAUCUGGCCCCCAGAGGGCAAUAGGAAAGAACUUUGGGUCGACUUUGUCCCUGAGGAUCAAGUAGACGACUGGAUCAAAAAAGAAGAAGAUGCAAUAGUGGCCGAGAAAGAGGCUAGAGCUAGCGGUACCUCAAUACAGCCAAAGCGCUUUGAAGUGAUUUACCCAGAGUCUGGCGAUGGCAUCAUAUCUGCUGUCUUCCAGGAAGUCGGAUCUAGCGCUCCCUCUAACGCGCCACGAGGUCCCCGUGCCAGCGUUGACAUGCAUCGUCUCUCCACACAGCAGCCACCCACACCUGCUGCUCCAUUUGCAGAUUCAAGACAAGAUAUUGAAGCGUCCUUCAAAACCCUCGACGAACUCUUUCGUUCCACAGAAGCGAAGCCACAGCUCUUUUACCUCCCCGUAUCGGACGAAAUAUCAGCUGCAAGGCUGAAGGAGCUAGACAAUGAGACGAGUAGAGACUGGGCUCCCGGUGAAAUUAGGAAAGGGCGAGGCAUCAAGACGGAGAUGAAGUAUAAGUAUAGCUUCGAUGGGGAGGAUAGGAUCGUGGAAGUUGGUGAGGACAGGGGGCCAUGGAGUGAGGGGUAUGGAGGGGGAAGAGGCGGGUUCAGAGGGAGAGGGAGAGGAGGUGGGGGUUAUAGAGGAAGAGGAGGCGAUGGCUGGAGAGGAUGAUCGUAUCGCUUGAUUCCCAAUCUUGGAUUUAAGAGGAGGCUUUCCCUUCACACUUGUAUGCUUAAGAUCAUUGCUCCAGGAGGGUAAAAGCACGGCAUUGUCCUUGGAAGGAUACCUGUAUGAAUACUUCGAGGCUUCUAGUACACUUUAAAUACUAUAAUCAGGCCAUUCACUUGAUGGUGAACGUUUUGAUUCCGAGCA
Cucurbitaria berberidis CBS 394.84 is the source of this 2326-nucleotide messenger RNA. RefSeq lists its product as uncharacterized. NCBI's taxonomy places the organism in Eukaryota, Fungi, Ascomycota, Dothideomycetes, Pleosporales, Cucurbitariaceae. The transcript is spliced from 2 exons. The coding region runs from base 137 to 2125 and encodes 662 amino acids. The record is from RefSeq and is a predicted model, not a curated record.